This is a messenger RNA of Cordyceps fumosorosea ARSEF 2679, 1254 nucleotides long. RefSeq lists its product as hypothetical. NCBI's taxonomy places the organism in Eukaryota, Fungi, Ascomycota, Sordariomycetes, Hypocreales, Cordycipitaceae. The coding region runs from base 1 to 1254 and encodes 417 amino acids. The transcript is spliced from 2 exons. The record is from RefSeq and is a predicted model, not a curated record.
AUGGAAUGGCUGAGCGAGGAGUGGCAGCAAGCGGAGGACCACGACAACGAUAUGCACGCGGUAGAAGCCCAUAACCACCACCACCAGCAUGGAUCCAGCUUUCGCAGUCCUGUAGCGCUGGAUCGCCGCAGCACAGCCGGGAGCAGCACCAGCAAUGGGCCGGCGCCAAGUACCAACAGCUUUCGAAGCUCGUACGAGAGUUAUCACGAGCUACACGCGCCGUUGUCGCCUCCGUCACACCUUGUCCACCGCCAGUCGAGUCCCAGUGUCGUCUCCAGCCUCAACUACUCCUCCGUCCCUGGUGGAUGGAGUCCUCUCCAUCGCCAAACCUCGUCGACGCCGUCUCCGAGCCAGGUCGCCGCCGCGGCGAAUACGCGCGACACCUGCAGCGGCCGCAAUGAGCUCGCGCGUCGCUUAACCCUCCUCGCGCAGCGCCUUGCAUGCGACGACGACAUUGACGAGCUAGCGUUCGCUAGCCAGCUGGAGCAGAUGGAAAAGGCCGUCAGCCCGCCGUCGUCCCCGAACCCUCGACGACGACAGCUUCCACAGCACGAACAACGUCAAGCCGGCAGCUCGUCCAAUUCGCAGACUCCCAAUCCGCAGACGCCCAAGUCACCUCCACCGCGGAGCGAAACCGAAUCUGUGCUCGGCUCCCCGCUCUCCAUGAUCCGAUCGCAGUUUUCCGACUUGUCGCUGGUGUCCAUGCGCGAACGAGAGCGCGAACGCGAACAGGAGCGCCUGGCCGAGGAAGAGCGUGCGUCACGCGAACGAACAUGCAUCGCAGAAGCGCAGGCCAAGCAGCUGAUCGCUGAAGCCAACAAGCUCAACGAGGAGCUCUCACAGGUAGCCGAGAACCUGAAAGCUCGGCAAGAAGAGAUGGAACACAUCAACCUCCUCCUCGUUGAGCGCACCGAAAGAGCGGCGGAGCGCAUCGUCUUCCUGCAGAACCGCGUGGCCUACCUGGAGCGGGAGCUCGACGAGAAUGACGACGAGCUGCAGCACCUGCGCAUCUGCCUCAAGGCCGUCGAGAUCCAGCUUCCGCCCAACCCGGACGAGGAGCUCCAGCGUUGCAUCAACGUCUUCAAGGAGGACUUUCGCCAGCUCAAGCGGAGCCGCGCCAGCCGCGCCGCCAGCGUCGCCUCGUCCCGAACCUUCGUCACCUCGGCGCCGACAACGCCCAACCCGGGGAGCAAGCGGCUCCCCUCCACCUCCUAUCAGAUGUAUACGACACCACCACGAAACGACAUGAGUUAA